This is a messenger RNA of Passer domesticus (house sparrow), 7882 nucleotides long. RefSeq names its product suppressor of cytokine signaling 2 (gene SOCS2). Gene Ontology annotation, cellular component: phosphatidylinositol 3-kinase complex. Bases 841 to 1434 code for a protein of 197 amino acids. The transcript is spliced from 3 exons. The record is from RefSeq and is a predicted model, not a curated record. Lineage: Eukaryota; Metazoa; Chordata; Aves; Passeriformes; Passeridae. Gene Ontology annotation, molecular function: 1-phosphatidylinositol-3-kinase regulator activity. Gene Ontology annotation, biological process: phosphatidylinositol phosphate biosynthetic process; intracellular signal transduction.
CCUCUCCCGGUCACAGGCGCACCUGCGCCCGGUCACCGAGCCGGCGGCGGGAGCUUCUGCGCGGGGGAAAGGAGGGGAUGGGCUUUGUCGAAGGAUUCCCGCGCGUGUGCCUAGAUAUGUUGGGAUAGAAACCCGUCAGAACACCCUAUCAGUUGCCACUACAGUUUAAUUUGGAAAAGUUUUUUAGCUCCGCCGCGGAACUUGUUAUGGGAGGAACCACCUCAGCGUAACCCCCUCACCUGGCGGCUGCUGCGCACCCUCAGGCAGAGACUGUCCGGUUCGCAAGCACCGGCGGGGGGCUCCCGGUCUUCCCCGUGAGCCCCGUCCCUCCACUCCAGCCAAGCCGGCUAGGCUCCCCCUCUCUGGUACUGCCCGGAUUUGUGUCGCUCCUGAUGCGGCGGCGCACCCAGGAGAGAAGAGGCUCUUUUUGUCCUUCUCGUUAGCUUCAGCCAAGAGGAAAUAUUUUUUUUUUAUUUUAUUUUCCCCCUAAUAUCACUAUUUAAUGGAGCGGGAAAAGCAUAUUUCCUGCCCCGCGCUAAUUAUAGCGCGUCCUCCACCGCGCUGCCCCUUCCGUUCCCAAGCGGCCGGCGAGCCCCCGGAGCCCGCGCUGCCGGCGCACUCGCUCCGCAGCUUCUCGGGUACUCCGCUGCCCGAGAGGAGGCCUCCCAUCCCAGGAACAUGGCCCACGCCGGGCUUCCGUUCCUACAGGCGGCGCCCGGGCUGGGGGCCGGGACCAUGCGCCCAGCGCGGCGCUGAGCCCCGCGGCGGCGAAGCGGAGCCCUCUCCUGCCGGCAGCCCCCGACCUGCGAGCGAGCGGGGCCGCGCCCGCCGCCGCCGCCCAUGACCCUGCGCUCCGCCGAGCCCCUGGAGAGCGCGGAGAGCUCCGGGGAGCGCUGGGGGCGCCCCGGGGCGGCGGCGCCCGCUGCCGAGGAGUGCCGUGAGGCGGAGCAGCUGGCCGCGGCUAUGGAGGAGCUGCGGCGGGCAGGAUGGUACUGGGGCAACAUGACUGUUGCUGAAGCCAAAGAAAGGUUACAGGAUGCCCCUGAAGGGACCUUUUUGGUUAGGGAUAGUUCGCAUUCAGAGUAUCUACUGACUAUAUCAGUAAAAACGUCAGCGGGACCGACCAAUCUACGUAUAGAAUAUCAAGAUGGCAAGUUUAGACUGGACUCUAUCACUUGUGUCAGAUCUAGACUUAAACAGUUCAACAGCGUUGUGCAUUUGAUUGAGUACUAUGUUCUUAUGUGCAAGGAUAGAACUGAAACACCUUCAAAUGGAACAGUUCAUCUUUACUUGAACAAACCCCUCUAUACAUCUGCUCCAUCUCUGCAACACCGCUGCAGAAUAGCUAUAAACAAGAGCACAAAUCAGAUCUGGGAGCUGCCAUUACCAACAAGACUAAAAGAGUACCUGAAAGAAUAUCAAUACCAGGUAUAAAUAUAUUUUCUAAAUGCCUCUAACACAGAGUAACUUUUGAAUGCAAUUCUUAAAAUCAGCCAAAGAACUGAGUAACCAGUUGUACAACUCAGCAUGGAAUUCACUAUCAAAACAGUGGCAGUUCUGGGGGAAAGGUUUUUAUUUCAGAUGCUACAAAGGGAGACUUUAUGUAAAAUAAUCCCAGUGUGCAUCCUUGGGGGUUCAACAAGGUGGCAUGCUAUUCUUGCAAGGAGAGAGAAUUGAGGAAUCUGUCCAGAUUGUGUCACUCUGUCAAUAAAAUGCUGCACUAUCAAAUGCUUACUGAAACAGUGGGACCGGGAGAGACUUCAUAAGUGGUCAGAGACAUAUGAGAGUUUACAAGUAUCUCAGCUGUCUGAUUCCAAGAUUAAUUUGGUGCUGGCGUUCAUAUAAUCCUAAAAGCUUAACUAGAUCACACUGUGAUAAUCUUGCUAAAGUUAUGCAACUAAUCAAAUCCAGUCAGAAAAAUGAUCAUAUACUCAGUUUUUGUUGAACUACUCUCCUGCUUUUCUGCAAGCAAAGGAGUACUGUAAGUAAUCAGUCUAGAACAUUGUUUUUCAAAGUUUUUUGAAAGCUGACCUUAAGAAGAAAUGCCACAUCUUUCACAGGAACCCAGUAUAUUACUGAUUAUACCAGAUUGGUAUCUCAGAAUCUUUAAUGUGUCAACAUCUUCACAGUGUUGAUGUAUCCAUGCCAUUAUAUUUAUUAAGCCUCUUUUGGUUGAGGCUUUAGAACUAUAUGCUUCAGACUUGCAGUUCCAAUGUCAAAACAUGGGUAUCAGCAGUUACAUGUGUCUUCUACAGUGUAGAAUGUUUUCUUCAGCCUGUUUCCCAAAAUAUGGGGAAAUACAAUGUGGAUUUUUUUUAUAGAGGGUUGGUUUUCAUUUUUUUUCUUUUUAGUUUUCUUUUUUCUUUAUUUUAUUUUAUUUUAUUUUAAUUUUAUUUUUUAGCUUCCAAUUCACCAUUGUAGCUAUCAAUGAUUAUUCAAUAAAGUAAAUCAAAGUGCACAACAAUCUCCCAAUCUUUGUAUGUACGGAUUUGCUACUAUUCAGGAAAGAGUGCUCUUAUAUAGGAACUUAUAUAAUUUCCCAGCUAAUACUCACAUAAAUGCACAUGUAUCAGUGAGGAUGAAUAACCCUGCUUUGCCUUUGUGGUGCUGCUCAAAAGUAUAGCUGGAUUACAUUCAGAUUAGUGGCUUAGAGGCUGCCUGCUGAAUUCCUGUAGUUGGGUAUUAGCACAGGACAUUGCUUUUUCUGUUAUAGUAGUCUUCCAAACAGGAAGAGGGGACUAAAACCCUCAGUACCUAUUCUUCAGCCCAAAGGUAAAGUAUUUAAUAAAAGAAAUACACAGGAUGAGAAAAAUGGGAAAGCAGUAAAGAGAGAAACAAGGACAUAGACUCACCCUUAGUCAACAAAUUAAAAGUUUUAAUUCUUUCCCUAGCUUAUUUGUUGAUUAAGCAAAGACCUGUGCUUGAACAAGGAGGGUUGUCAAGACUUGCUGUAAUCUAGCUUUGCCCAGGCUGAAAUAGAAACAACACAAAAUAAUCUUGUUUUCCUUGUGACUUAACUGCUCUGUUGUACUUUCAAGAUCUGUCCCUUCUCAUAAACUCUGGGGCCCUGACCAGCUUAUUUGUUGCAUCUAAACUCCCAGUGUUACACACUCAGUUUUGUCUGUAACAUGCUGACAGAAAUGAGUGGCAGAGCCAUUGAGAAAUAGAAGGCACCAAGAACGUGAGGCAGAGUGGAUGGUUCCUUGAUAGGACAUAUACUUGAUAUGUUCUUGUUCUUUCUGUGGAAAACGGGUUUCUACUCCUCCAUUGCACAAAUUUUCUGUCCCCAUUUUAAACUCAAGCUUUAGUAUAGAAAUGGGAGGAGUUUUGAUCGGAAAAACAAACCAAAAUAUUUUGUUAUGUAAAAUUUUCCCCAUGUCUUGCCAAGAUGUAUUUGGAAGUUUUUUACAUUAUAAGGUGGCCACUUUUUGGUUCCCAUGCCCAAAGAGCUCUUGUGUUCUAGGUAUGUGUCAUAAUUACAUGGUUCUUGUCAUCAGUCUUGCUAAGAUCUGCCACCCUCAGGCGGAGGAGCUUUUCCUGUGAGCAGAGCCUGUCAAAAAACUGUGUUCCUGUGAACACUUUUCAUUCUGAUGAAACUUUUCUUACAGUUCUUGUCUAGCUCUAGCCUGUGGUGAGAGAACUGCUAUAUGGAAUAAGUUCCAUCACAGUGACAGACUAAUCUGCUGCUGUGUUACCAUUCUACUGCUGUGCCUUUUCAGCCAGGCUGAUAAGCUUGGGGUCUCUAUGGUAAACACAUUCUACUAAGGACCUUUAAAACAAAUCCCUGCGGGUUUAACAUCAUGAAUACCAGUGCUGGAACAAGCAGACUGAGAAGACAAGAGCUUUGGGGUGCAAUGAGACCGCUAGGCUGCAAACUCAAGAAAUGAUUUGUGGCUUGCUGGUGGCAGACUGUGAGCAGUCACAGGUCAAGUGUACCCCACAGCAGAGCCAAGCUCUGAGGAACAACAAGGGGCAGAUGCAGGGAAGCUUGCUGGUUUUUUAAUAACAGUUCUCCAAAGCACAAGGGCAAAUGGCAGGCUGAGAACAAGCAGUGCUGGCAAAGUGAAAGGUGGUGAUUCUUGUAACUAAUCAAGUUACUGUGAUGUGGAAUCAAGUCACCAAACACUGAGCAUAUUGACCUAGAUUUCAUACCAUUUGUAUUAGUUCCUGUGAGGAAAAGUAGGCUCUGUAGCUGUAGUGUGCUCAAAGCUGUGAACAAUAUUUUAAACAGACUGGAGGGGGAACUAGUCCUCUUUGUAUGAAAGCACAGUUCUCGUCCUCAUUAGGAUGCCAGUCCUAGGGUUGAUGCAUUGCACUAGUAAAACUAAACCACAGUAUAGCUUGCAGAAAGCUUGGCUUCUUUCUAAUGCAGCACAGAGGAAUGACUUGUUCUGGUACAAAAAAUCUGAUGAUAGAACAUGAUUAGAUUUCAGUGCUACAAAGAUCUUGCAUGAAGACUGUGUGAAUUUUCAGACAUAAAAUUUUCAGACAUGAUGUUCAAACAUUUAAAAAAAUUUUGAGUGGCUUUUUUUUUCUUUACCCUAUGGAUGUUGCAGCUUGUUUGCAGCACUAGCUUUUAAAUUGUGAGCCCUUCAGAUUAUAAAAAUUACUUCUAACUGAUAUAUAUCAUCUUGAAUUGCUAGUGCAGAGUGUGCAGCAAAGCCAGUUUCACAGGUUCAAUGUCCAUGAGUCAACCAAAAAUCAUGAUAAGGACUUUAAUUCUAAGCCUUCUUUCACCCCAUGUGUUGGUUUGGUUUUUCUUUUUUGAGUCUUUGAGUCUCAGAUUUUCCAGUUUGUACCUGAAAUGUUAGAAAACCUCAUCAAUUUACUUAAAGAGAACAUAUAUAUAAAUGUAAUUGCAAGAUGAAUGAUGAAAAUUGAAUUGGUGAUAGUAUUUAGUUUAGCACUAAACCUAGCAGAAGUGUAAACUAGGAAAGUAUUUUAGUUGUAUGGGUAUCUUCCUGCUGGUAGUAUUAUCACUGGAGACAGAAAAUGGUUUGAGCACAAGAUGAAUGGAUAGAGUGGGAAUGUAACCAAGCAGUUGUGUUCAUUGCAUUAGAAGUAAUUUUAUUUUAAUCUUAUCUUGUCAUUAUUGUCCUAAUAAUAUUUUAUGUAACCACAUUCUAGAUAAACAAAUAAAAAUUAUUAGGAAGAAGGAAAAAUUGUUCACCAGAAUAUGGGGAGCAAAGGUUUUUUUUUAUAUCUUACAACAAUGAGGAAUUUACUCCUAUAAUGAGAGUAAGUCUUAUCAUCUUGAGAAAACAGAAUCUACAUAUGACAGGUGGGGACAGAGUUCUGUGGUUGUGUGGAUUUCUGUACCUUAGCCAACUCUCAUGUUUUAGUGAAAUGUUCCUGCAGGUAAAUUACCUUGUAAAACAUUGUUUUAAAAACUUUAUUUACUUAUACGCUCUAUUCAAGAGCUUUUUCUUGUAUUCCUGAUAACAAUCCUAUUGAUUUUUCCUUUGGCUAUAAUCUUAGUUACUGGAAAGUAAGUCAAAUGAUAUCAGGACUUUGCUCUCCUUAAGCCAAAACACAUAAUGGAACUGGGAAGAGAUAUCUUUAGACAUGGGUAUCAUGUCUAAGAGUCAUUUAAAAUAAAGUAAAAUAAAAUUUCUGCCAACUUUGCAGUCAUUAAAAUAAUUUUAAAUAUCGUAUUUACUGCUAGAGGAAACCAUGGCUUGAGGGGUUCUAAAAACUGUAUUGCUAAUUCUCAAUAACAGUAACAAACUUUGUUGAAAGAAGAAAUUUUAUUUUGAAAAUGUAGAAAUUAAUGAAAUUUUUACUAUCUAAACCAAAGGAUUUCUAAAUAGAAUAAGUCAAAGUUAGUUGAAAGGUCUGAGCUGGUUAGUUCUGUAUACACAAAGGAAGUGAGGAUGACAAGCUGCUUCGGUAUCUCAGCCUAGCUCCUGAAAAGCACUUCUCUAUCAGCAUUAGAUUCAGCAGGUCUCAGUAUUUUGCCAAGCCAUUAGUAUGACUGAAAAUGCCUGGAAAGAACAUUCCACUGACACAUAACUUCACCAUGGUCUGUUUACAACAACAUGGCCAUUUGCCACAGUAUUACUGAAAUGGGGUCGUUUACACAAUAGGCUGAAUAUCAGUCAAAGGAAUGGCGAGGCAGAGUUGAUCCAGGUGCUGGCCAUCACUGGUCCUUAUCCCCUGACUUAGAGAGCACAAACUAGGUGAAACACAGCUGCCAGGAACAAGAUGAGAAAAUAUUCUGCUUUUGAAGGAGGGAAUUACUUGUCUGGCUUUCAUGUCUGAGAAGGGACUGAAGGGAAAGGAUAUGGAAAAGCCAGCAGCUCCUGUGAGAGGUGGUACUUCUCACAAGGUGUAUCAAAUAACUAACCACCUGGAUGAGCACAAUGCUGAAAGGUGUACUAGGAGAGAUUAAAGGUCAUGGGGAAUAACUAGGAUCAGUACAGUUUGAAUCCACACACAGAAAAAGUCUGGCUAGAUAGCUCAAUUUUGAGAAAAAAGAAAAUUAGCUUAUAGCAAACUCAGUGCUGUCCUGGUGCCAGGGUUACCAAGCAGGAGAGGGACUGUGUUUAUUGAUCAGGUUAUCUAAAGGGCUUUAAAUUAGCCAGUGCCUUUGAGAAAGUCUAUAGAAAUACAAAAAUAUAUCACCAUAAUUAUGCUGAUUAAGCUGCUUGACAAAUUGUGUAUCUUAUUCACUUAGAUUCUAUUUUUAAAAAGGGAUUGCACUUGAGUUUCAUUUUGUUUUCUUCCAGAAUUGGAGCCAUUAUUUUUCCAGGAACUGAAAUACCAAAAUAAUACCACUCCUUUUUUAUGGUAUUAAGGAGGAAUAUAAUGCUGGAGCAAAAGUCAUUUAUAUUAGCAUAGGGAAUGAGCUGGCAUUUAGUAAGAAAAACUUCAAACCGGUAAAUCCAGAAAAAGUGUAGUGAAUGCUGCAAAGAACAAAAUACACUAAAAAAACCCAAGCAAACAAAUUCAAUGCUUGUGUCUUGAUUUCUCUUUCACUGGAGGGCAGGGUUUAUAUAACUAAAUCCUUUUGAUUCCAGUCAAACUGUUCUGUAACUGAUGUUUCAUAGCUGAGGUUUGCAACUUGGUGCGCUGUUAGCUAACAAAUAGUAAAUGCAGAGGCAUGCCAGGCAUGGGGAAAGAUAUAAAGCCCAGUGCAAAUUCUUCUUUUGAAGUUAUUUGUAUCAGGCUUGAUAACAGGAUUUUAUGAAGAAUAGUUGUAAAUGUGGUAGCUGAAAGGGGGAAAAUCCCCUUUCAAAAUGUUUUGUUACAAUUUAACUGUAUCUCUUUAGGUUGCAGCCCUGAAAUAGGAUCUGUUUGGCUGAGUCGCUGUACCCAUACUCUGUCUCAGGGGGAACCUCCAAAUUUGAGAGAUUGCUCUGGACCUUUUUUAAACACAUUUGCUUUUUUCUUACCCUGACACAUCUGGAGGGCAGAAUAAGUUGUGGAUGAGCUUUUACUGUUCAAGGGAUUUUUAGCUGGUUGAUUUUCUGUAGGAAGAGCACUAUUAAAGACUGAGCUGCAAUUUAUCCAUCUGUAAAGUGGGCGGUGGACUCAACAUUCUGUAAUUUCUCAGCACGGGGUGAAAAGUGGCUUAUACUACAAAUAACAGAGAUAGGAACUUAAGCUGCAAUGAGGGCAAUACCUUUGACUGGUUGCACUACUAAAAAGAGAAGGAAGUAAGUUAGGAAAGUGAGAUCCUUGUCUAGCUAGAUUGCAGGGGAUGUGGCACAGCUCCUUCCUCAGCUGGAGUGCUUCAGACGUGUGUUUUCUGUAAGAAAAGCUGUUUGUGAGAAGCUUUCUGGAAAUUCAUCUGUUUCUUUUAAUUCCCCUGACAGAGAUUGCAGUGCCUACUGCAGGAUGCUUCACUAGCUUGCAGGCAGGCAGCUUUCAUUUUGAAAGG